CCGCCCCGCGCCCCGGCAGCCAUGCGGACCCUGCGGCCGCAGCUGGCCUCCCUGCUCCUCCUCGGCAUGGCCUUGGCCCAGCAGCAAGUGACGGUGCAAGAGGGGCCCCUCUACCGCACGGAAGGGUCCCACAUCACGCUGUGGUGCAAGGUGAGCGGCUACCAGGGCUCAGCAGAGCAGAACUUCCACUGGUCCAUCUACCUGCCCUCGGCCCCUGAGCGGGAGGUGCAGAUCGUCAGCACCAUCGACCCUUCCUUCCCCUACGCCAUCUACACCCAGCGGGUGCGCAGCCGGGGGAUCUACGUGGAGCGGGUGCAGGGGGACGCCGUCCUGCUGCACAUCACCGAGCUGCAGGACCGGGAUGCCGGGGAGUACGAGUGCCACACGCCCAACACCCAGGAGAGGUACUUUGGGAGUUACAGCGCCAAGAUGAACCUCGUGGUGAUUCCCGACUCGCUCCGAGUGACGGCAGUCCCGCAGACGCUGAACAAAGUGGAGCAUGACUCCCUGGAGCUGAAAUGCGAGGUGUCCAAGAGCACAGCCCAGCACAGCCACGUCUCCGUUGGCUGGUACCGGCAGCGAGGCAGCGAGACACCUGUGGAGGUCAUCUCCCUCAGCCGUGACUUCGUCCUGCGGGCUGGCAGCGCCUACGCCCAGCGGCAAGCGACGGGGGACAUCCGCUUGGACAAAGUGGGGGAGACCACCUCAAAGCUCACCAUCUACAACCUCCACCCAUCGGAUCAGGGCGAGUUUUACUGCGAGGCAGUGGAGUGGAUCCAGGACCCGGACAAGUCUUGGUAUGCCAUGACCCGCAAGCGUUCCCAGGGUGCUAUCGUCAAUGUGCAAGCCACAGAUAAGGAAUUCAGCGUCCGGUUGGAGACGGAGAAGCGGACAUACAUUGUGGGUGAGCCAGUGGAGUUUCGAUGCAUCCUGGAGGCGCAGAAUGUCCCUGACCGCUACUUCUCCAUCUCCUGGGCCUUCAACAGCUCCCUGAUUGCCAGCCUGGGGCCCAACGCCGUGCCGGUGCUCAACAAUGAAUUUGCCCAGCGUGAGGCUCUGGGCCAGCUCAAGGUAGCCAAAGAAAGUGACAACGUUUUUGUGCUGAAGAUCUAUCGCCUCCGCCUUGAGGACAGUGGCAAGUACAACUGCCGGGUGACUGAGCGGGAGAAGACUGUGACAGGGGACUUCAUCGACAAGGAGAGCAAACGGCCGAAGAAUAUCCCCAUCACUGUCCUGCCGCUCAAGACCAGCAUCUCCUUGGAGAUUGUCAACAACGCCAGCAAUGUCUUGGAAGGAGAGAGCCUGCGCUUUGGCUGCAACGUGCGCUCAGGCUUAGGGCCCCAAAGCCGCCUCUCCAUCGUCUGGCAGCUGGUGGACAAGCUGAACCGGCGCAGUGAAAUUGUGCGUCUGGAUCGAGAGGGCACCCUGCAGCCAGGCCCCUCCUAUGCUGAGCGCAGCAGCUAUGGUGGCAUCCAGGUGGAGCAGGUCCGGCCCGGCUCCUUCACCUUGGAGAUCUUCAACAGCAUCAAGGCAGAUGAGGGCCACUACGAGUGCCGGGUGGCCGAGUGGACGCGGGCGGUGGAUGGGGAGUGGCAGAUUGUUGGGGAGCGGCACGUGAGCACCCCGGUGUCCAUCACUGCUCUGGAGGCUGGCUUUGCUGUCACAGCCAUCUCCCGCACCCCCGGGGUGACCUACAACGAGUCGUUCGACCUCCAGUGCAUCAUCAAGCCCCACUACCCGUCAUGGGUACCAGUGUCAGUGACAUGGCGUUUCCAGCCAGCAGGCAGCACCGAGUUUCACGACCUGGUCACCUUCACACGCGACGGCGGGGUCCAGUGGGGUGACAGGUACGCGGGUUUCCGGACCCGCACCGCCAUCGAGAAGGCCGAGUCCAGCAACAAUGUGCGCCUGAGCAUCAGCAGGGCGAGCGACACAGAGGCCGGCAAGUACCAGUGCGUGGCUGAGCUCUGGAGGAAGAACUACAACAGCAGCUGGACGCGGCUGGCCGACAGGACUUCCAACCUGCUGGAGAUCAGGGUCCUGCGGCCAGUCACUAAGCUGCAGGUGAGCAAGUCGAAGCGGAGCAUCACUCUGGUGGAGAACCGGCCCAUCCCCCUCAACUGCUCAGUGAAAUCCCAGACCAGCCCUGACUCGCACUUUGCUGUGCUGUGGUAUGUCCACAAGCCCUCCGAUGCUGAUGGCAAGCUCAUCCUGAAGACCACCCACAGCUCGGCCUUUGAGUAUGGCACCUACGCCGAGGAGGAGGGGCUGCGGGGCCGGCUGCAGUUCGAGCGCUCGGCGUCAGGGGGGCUUUUCAGCCUGACGGUCCAGCGGGCAGAGGUCCGAGACAGUGGCAGCUACUACUGCCACGUGGAGGAGUGGCUGCUCAGCCCCAACCACGCCUGGUACAAGCUGGCUGAGGAGGUGUCGGGACGGACAGAGGUCACUGUCAAGCAGCCAGAUAACCGCCUGCAGGUGAACCAGACCAACAAGAACAUCACAGUGCUGGAGAACCAGUGGGUGACCCUGGAGUGCCUGGUCAGCAGCCGGACCAGCCCCUCGUCUCAGCUCUCAGUGGAGUGGUAUGUCUGGCGGCCAGGCCACCCAGAGAAGGAGGCAGUGGCCCGACUGAGCCGUCAGAGCAUCCUGGGCUACGGGGACCUGGUGGUGCUGGGUGACCUGCGGAGCCGGCUGCACCUGGAGAGCCCAUCCCCGGGUCUCUACCUCCUCUCCAUCCAAAACACCACUGUGCAGGACAGUGGGACCUACGACUGCCGUGUGGAAGAGUGGCUCCUUGACCCCAGCGACCGCUGGUACAAGCGGGCAGAGGACCUCUCUGGACUCACCACCCUCACCGUCAAGCAGCCAGAUCCCACCUUGCAGGUGGACACAGCCACCGCCAACCUCACGGUGCAGGAGAAGGAGUCCUUCCCACUGGACUGCAGCAUCCUGUCCCGCUCCAGCCCGGACUCCCACUUUGCAGUGACAUGGUACAACCUUCAGGCCAAAGAGGCGGGCAGCCGGGCAGAGGAAGAGGAGGAGGAGGAGAGGGAGGUAGUGCUGAGUGUGGGCCCCGAUGCUGUCUUCAGCCCCGAGGCAGGUCGCUGGGAGGGCCGGCUGUGCUUCCAGAGGCUCUCGGCAGUGCUCUUCCGGCUGACAGUGCUGCAGGCCAGCAGAGCUGACACUGGCAACUACUCCUGCCGUGUGGAGGAGUGGCUGGCCGACCCCACUGGCGUGUGGUACCGGCUGGCGGAGGAGGAGUCGGGGACAGUCGCUGUUCACGUGCAGGAUGCAGGCUCUACCCUGCAGUCUGUCAUCUGCUCCAAUGACGCCUUGUUCUACUUUGUGUUCUUCUACCCCUUCCCCAUCUUUGGCAUCUUGAUCAUCACCAUCCUCCUGGUGCGGUUCAAGAGCCGAAACUCCAGCAAGAACUCGGAGGGCAAGAACGGGGUCCCCUUGCUGUGGAUCAAAGAGCCUCACCUCAACUACUCUCCCACUUGCCUAGAGCCGCCAGUCCUCAGCAUCCACCCAGGAACCAUAGACUAAAGACCCAGAGGCACCCAGGAGGACAUGGAGAGAGAAAGAGAGAGAGAAGCAGAGACACACCAGGAGCCCUAAGGAACAGAGUGUUUUUUGUUGUUCUUGUUUCAUUUGUUUCAGUGUCUGUGCUCCAGCCUGGCAGCUGAGCGCUACAGAGUGCCCAGCUGGCAGAGACAGGAAGGUCCCAGGCUUCCUCCAGCAGUGGGAACAUGCCUUCUCACCCUGAUGGACGAAGGGUCCCUGCACUUGCUGUACAUAGUGGAUGAUGUUUCUCUCAGAUUAUUUUUUCUCCCAUCAGUUGCUGUCCUUUGGGCUCUUACUUUUUUGUUGUCAUUCCUUUUUCAUACGCUCAAAGAACUGAACUGUAGGCUUCCUUCCCCCUCUGCACAGAGAGGAGUUCCAGGGGGUAUGUGGUCCUGGGACAAUCUCUUUGAAAGUAAAUGUAUAUGCUUUCCAGAACACUGUGGUUUUCCUCCUCAGACUUGGUGCCAUGGUGAAGGUCUUUUCCCAAGGUGCGCUGAGCUAGCUACUCCCUCUUCCAAAGCAGGCAAAGCCAGGUGACCUCCAGAGGAGGUUAGCUGGGCUAUCAGGAGGUCCAUUGCAAAGACUGUAGCCUCAGCAUCUUCUUGCCUCCAUCUUACUGUUCUGUCAGGAGUGGCCAGUUCACCUUUGGGACCAUUCCCUCAUCUUGGAGAGACUGAAUAUUCAGUGCGCUUGCAGUCAGGACAAAAGCAAUUUAGUUUGUCUCCAGCAGAUGAAGCGUGGUAUGGAAGGAGGACAGCUGAAAACCCUGCCUUCAUUGGUAAAAAAGAGGGUCCUCAUAUGGUUCAGCUUGCCAGAGUCGUACUCCUCCCUGGUGUUCAUGCUGCCACCUCUGAUGAGGUGGGUCCCCCUCUGUGCCUCAGUCACCUGGGGACAGGUGGCGGGAUCCAGUUGCUGAAGACUUCAACAUGACCAAAGUAAUGACUCUAGAAAGGGGGAAAGGUGAAGCUCCAUGAGUUGGGUUCACAGCCUCUGGGUGGUUCAGCCAAGGAGUCCAUUUGUAGCCAUGCCACACAGCAGGGACAUGCAAUUAACCACCACAUGUCAUGAGUUUCCUCACAGCUUGCACUACUUCCUGAUGUGAGCUUGGACAAGGCAAGGAGCCUGUGCUGCCUCGGUGCUGUCGCAAGCUGACAGCUUCCCUGUUCUCUUGGGCUGAGAGAAAUCUUCCCCUGCAUGUGUGUGUGCUUCUGCCGUUGUCGUUGCUGGAGCUUUAGGAGGAGAAACCAUUUCUCCAUAAGCUCUCUCUCCUGGCAAAGUCAUCUCUGGUCCUAGGCAGUCACUGUGGCAGGAAAUGCUGUUCUUUCUGUGAAAGAUAUGGCUCUUGCAAACCAAAUCAGGGCUCUUGCCACAUGGGGCACUUCAGCUCCUGUGCCCUGUAAUGCCAAGCACCCCUGCCCUGUCCUGUGGAGGAAACCGCCUCCUCCCCAAUAUGCCCUCAGCAUUGUCUGGCGGAAGAAAAUGUUUGCCAAAAAUGGCCUUUUGUUGUCUUCCUUGAUGUCUUCCUGGCAAAUCUGGCCAUAUUUUUUUUUUUGCAGCAUGGCUGAAGCCAACCAGGGCGGAUGGGUGCAGCUGCAAGAACCGCCCCCGCCUCGCGUUCAAGAGGUGCCAUACCCACAGCCGUUGUCCUCUUUGGGAGGAUUGGAGUGCUCUUUGUGAAGAGAAGGGAACCUCAGCAGAUGCUCUGUAGCACCCGUCAGUUAGACCCUGAUGCCUUGAUGUUUCAGAGGUGGCAAAGCCUCAGCUGGGAGAUCUGCACCAUGCAUCCUUCUCUCCCAGCUGAGAGAGAACCCACAUGGCCGUUCUGUCCCAUGCCACAGCAUUCCAAGUCAGCCACCUCUGCUCCUCUAUCAGAACAGCACUGGUUUCUUCUUCUGCUGGGAAGCCCCAUUUUCACUCAUCCCUCUGCAGAGUCUGCCUCCUCGAGAUGUAACUGCUUACCGACUCCAGCGUAUGCAUAAUAUCACACUUCUAUACAAAUGUAUGUAUCACACACCCACACACUUGUUUUCCCUUUCUGGAUAAGGCGUCUGUAAAGAGAGGAGUGGGAUGAGAAGUGAAUGGAAAUGAAGAACUGAGGCACAAGCAGCAACUGCAGCUGCAGCCAGUGGGUAUUGUUUUGUAAAUGUAGUAUUUCCUGUACAUACUGCUCCCGGGCAGGAACUCCAACUCUUUUCAGCUUUAAAGGAAAAAAGAGAAAAUGAAGUCAGCAAGAGCCGUUCUUUCCUGAGAGAGCACUGUGCUGCAUCCAAGCCACACUCCUCUCCAGCCUGUUUGACCUGAGGCAGGGCUGUCCUGGAGUGGUGUCCAGUGGCCCUGUUCCCCUGGUUGAAACAGGUCGCAGCCCAGCCCAGCAGUUCCUGCACCAAGUGCUGGCUUUCCUGGGAAAUUACUCCCACAGUGGUCCCUUGAAUGUACCUUGCCAGGGGCAUUUCUCUGUUGCUCUGGCAUUGUGUUGCCCAGACUCAAACUUCUGUUUUUAUAAGGCAGACUUCCUGUAACAAGUUUUAACAUGAAGCUUUUCAAACCACUCUCUCUACUGUAACUUUCUAAAAUGAACCCAAGACAAAAGAGAGAGACCCUAUCCAUGCAUGAUGUGGAAAAAUGUUUGGGAAUUAUUUUUUUUUAAAAAAAAAAACAAACAGCAAAAACUUUGUACUAUGUUGCACUAAAACAUGUUUUAUACAACACACCUGAGAGCUGUAGUAAACUGUGUUGAAAUUGUGAA
This is a messenger RNA of Apus apus (common swift), 6310 nucleotides long. RefSeq names its product immunoglobulin superfamily member 3 (gene IGSF3). The transcript has 10 exons. The record is from RefSeq and is a predicted model, not a curated record. Lineage: Eukaryota; Metazoa; Chordata; Aves; Apodiformes; Apodidae. The coding region runs from base 22 to 3546 and encodes 1174 amino acids.